CAUACUAUGAAAGAUUCAGUAGUCGUAAAGUUACUGCGAAAGUUACGCAAUACUUUAAAACAUAUAAAUUACAGGUCACACUGAAUGUAAAUAUGACCUUGUCCCAGUCUUAUUUUGGAUUGUGAAUCCCUUGUUGACGACAGCAUAGUUUCUUCAAUUUCGGUAUUUAAGACAUAGGGAUGCCAGAGGAAAUCAAAUAUCUUUGGAGCACUUACUGAUGGAUAACACAAACUGCUCCGAUGUUCAAUUAUGCCAAGAUGUUGAUAAUCAGUUGCAAAUUUGUUUAACCGAAGAGCUCAAAUCCCUACAUUCGUACUCAGAAACACCUCCCAAUUAUCCCCAUUAUUCUCCUCAGUUAAACGCAGCCACUCAUCCAGCUCAUACUGUUUCAAACCAAAUAUCUGUGAUUGGUUCAAAAGACCAAACGUCUAAUAGUACCGUUGUUCAAGACGACAAUUUUGUAGCGGAUAUUGAACUAAUUAGUCUUACCAGUCAACGACAUUCAAUCCCACGCUAUCGUCUUCGAGUGGAUCCAUGCACUGCCUUCUUAGGUUAUAGAAACAAGGAUUUUAGAUCUGCCAGACGAAUUACUCGUGACUUUUCUAGCAAAUAUCCCUUGCCCAAAUCAUCAUCCGAAUUAACUACAAUAGGAUACAUUAGUUCUUAUACAACCAAUACUCUCAAUAGAACAACUGAAUUGAACUCAGAGGAGGACCGUUCUGAAGGAGAAGACGAGAACGACGACACUCUCAGUUUAACAACAGAACAGAUAGAAAAUACUCUUGAUUAUUUUAUUCUUUGUGGUCUAAGAGUUAGUCAGAUGGCUCAAACUUAUGAAGAUUUGGAUGCUAUUACCCAACUCUUAGAAGAAAAACAAACAGAUCUUGAAUUAGCAGCGAAAAUCGGUAAAAAUCUGUUGGCAAAAAAUCAUGACCUUCAGUCGAAACUAUUAGAGACUGAAAAGAAUCUUAAUGCACGUGAUGAAGUUAUUAGUCAGCUAAACCAUAAUCUCUCUGUGAAAGAUAAUUUACUACGUAUAUUCCUAAGAGAUUCCGAUCAAAUUACUGAUAUUAAUGAUGAUGAAGUUAGUGUAUUAUCCAGUGGACGUGCAUCACCUGUUCGCAGUCAGCAGGGAUUAUCAUCUAGUACCGGAGGAGGUGAUGGAUUUUCCUUAUCUUCAGUCAACUUCGCACAGUUGCAUAAAAAACUUGAAGACCUAGAAGAGGAAAAUAAUCUACUACGUCAAGAGCAUAAUCGAUUGUCUACUACGGCGGACCAAUUAGAUGAACAUGAAACUGCAUUAGUUCGAGAUUGUGCACGUCAAUUAAUUACUGCUAAUAUACAUAUACGUAAUUUAUCCGAUGAGUUGGCUAAGAAGUCUGAUGCUUUCAUGAAUCAACAAUCUGAAAUUACUCGCUUACUUACAAGAGGUUUAGAUUUAGAAAAUCGUGUUAAACAGUUGACAGCAGAAAAUGAAAUGUUGAUUGGUCGGCUGAAGGAAACACAAAUAUCGCAAUCAUUACUGACAAGUGAAUUAAAAAAUUCACGUGAUAAAUAUGAUGAGUGCCUAACACUUUAUAAUGAAGCCAGGUCGGAAAUUCGGGCCUUACGUAAACGUUCUCGUCGUGGUUAUUAUCGUCCUAAUUCACUUAUAUCCAGUAGUUCUGUAGUGAACACUACAGUAAUACCCUCACUACCACCUUAUUUAAGUGGAGCCGCUUUAACACCACAGUCAGAUCCGGAUCCCAUGCAUUACUGUCAUCAUUCGUCAUUAUCUGCCCAACAGCUAGCCAGUGAUGGCAGUACAUCUUCUCUGGAUAUGUUGACUACACAAAAUUCAAGUUCAGAUCAUGUGGAAACUUCAUUAGCUGCAGAUUUGGUACAUGCAAGAAUGAAUGAACAUGCGAAAGAUAAUAUAAAGCAUUUAUUUCGAGCGAUGGAUCAAGUUCGUCAUACGCGUACACUCAGUAAUGGUCCUACUCCUACUCCUAUUGCUACUACCACAAUUAAUUCUAAUAAUGAUGAUAAAGGUAGCCAUAAUAUCAUACUGAUUGAAUCAGGUCUGGAAGAUACUGUUUCUAGCAGUGGUUUUGUUAGUGGGUCAGAACCGUCAGAUAAUCCUCACAAGCAAAAAUUCGUUAAAAGUGAACAAACGUCUAAUUCUGGAAGUCCGUAUUCAACUAGACCAUUUAUCCCAGAUUUUAUCAGUCCUAUUCACUUGGCUGAUGCUGACAGAAGUAAAUCUAAUUUGGUAAAUUAUUGCCUUCAUCAAUCUAAAAAUCCGAAUUAUUUGCUAGAGUCUGAAAAACGACAUAGUUGGCUUGGUUGUGACGUAACUUCUAAUUUAUCUGACAAAGGAUAUUAUUCAAUUCCUGAUAGUGGACUGAAUUUUCAAAACAGCUUUGAUGACAGUCUACUUUCAUGUGAUCCAAAUGUGGUCUGCACUAGUAAAUCAUAUUGCAAAUUGCCUCAACGUUUGAAGCUGAUUAAACCAUUAGAUGGUUCUAAUGUUCUUCAACAUUGGCAGCAUUUAGCUACUCCUAGUUUUACCCGGGCACUUUUUGAAGCCCCACUACCUGGAGUUCAAAGUCGUGCUGGAGUAUCAGAUUCAACCAACACAAACUGUUCGACAAUUUCUAACACGACCGACUCUCGACAACGUCCUGUUUCAGUCGGAUCAUCACCUUGUAUUUCAACCAGUUCUGAAAUUUCACUCAAAUGCAGUAAUUUGACUGCUCAUUCGCCUCCGGAUUUGCCACAAGGUCAACCAAAUAUGAGAUUUGUUCAAGAAUCGGUAGAGAAGUGUACUAAUUUAAGCUGUAUUUAUCAACCAUUAAAAAUCUUAUAGUAGGUUGUUUCAUUUAAUUCUACCGUUAAACAAUAAUAAUAAUAAUCGAUGCAUUUAAUUUAUUGUUUUAAAAAGAGCAUUUCACACAUAAUUAUUAUCUUUCCCAUUCAAAUUUGUUGGUUUACUGUAAGAUUUAGUAUAAUAUUUUUAUUUGUUUGUCCAUUUAACUGUUGUGCACCAUUUAUGUUUAUGUGGUAUUUGUACGAACUAAGUAUAUCCUGGUACUUGAUUCCUCACUUAUUCCAAAUACAACAUGUUCAUUUGUGCUCAUCUAGUUCUACCCGGCUUGAUUUGCACUAUUUUGAGGAGUCUUAGUACAUUAAUUCGGAUACUUCUAAUUAUCAUAGUUUAUCACAUACAAAUAGACGUUUUAGUUUAACUCAGUAGAUAUAAGUUAAUAAAACUUUAUUGAACUACUGAUUGUGAGUUACUUUUUUUAUUAGUGUACCUAAAAUUAUAGAGUUAGGCGUACCGUCGUUUAUUUUUAUUUGUUUUGUUUUUUAUGAGAAAAAAAGUCGGUGUAUGUGUUUGUGUGGAGUAGUAGAUUGCACUGAAUUACUGCUUCUAUUAAGUCUACUAGUUUUUUUCUGUUAUUGGUUACACGUAUAAUUGUGCUGCAUUCAACUGCUUCAGUAAGCCUAUUUAAAGUUGUAAUAUUUUAAAACUUAGAUAAGUAUUUGUGAAUGUAACCACGUGAUCAAUGAACUUUUCUUAACACGACAUUGUAAUAUAUGGUUAUUUAAUUAGUAGAAUAUUGUAUAAUUUACCUACAAAACAAUUAUUGAAUUUAUUAUUAUUAUCAGUUUAAUAUUUUAAUUAUUCAUUGAACAGAUAACUAGAUAGACUGACAUAGGACUCGCGAUGAUGGCUGAUUUAGGAGGUUAGAAUAAAGGUUAGGAGCAGACAAACUAAGACAUCGGGCCAGUUCACGAGAAGAAUGACUGUUGGAUUGAGCCGUGUAGGUAGGCGGAGACUAUCUGAUUGGGGUCCUCGUGGUCAUCGGGACUAAUGGUUAGAGAUUUUAAGUGAUAUUGCUCAAAAUCACUCGUAAUGGCGUAAGUACAUUCACACUUCUUAUUCCCUUGGAUCCCUAGCCUCUAAAUUCCUCAUGAUUUAUUAUUACAUCAGUUUAUAUUUCUUCAAAUUGUAUCUUCGAUACCUAAUCCUUUUUAUUACCACUAAUACCGUUACUACCGCUAUUAUUCUGAGAUAUACCCUGACAAUUUAGUCUUACUGUACUCAUGGGGUGUGGCAAAUUGAAUUGAUGUACACAUGUAACAAAUUCUACUUUGCGUCCGACUAACAUAAGAAAUAGAGAAUUAAAAAGAGAUCACACUAAUUGAAAGAAUACUGUAAAUACAAAAUUAGAUAAAGAUAUCUCUCAUCUAUGGGUUGUGAAAUCCACUGGAGAAUUAUUCAGAAUAAAGGAAUUCUGAGCAAAUGUUUCAAACUUAUGAUAUCAUAUUCAAGAUUGUGGAUCUAAGGUCUUCCUAUUUCAUGAUAAGUGCAAUAUAAGAACAAAAUAAGUACCUGCUAUUCAGUGUUGCUUGAUUUUCAACGAAUCUUCACCUACUAAAGCACUUCAAAUUGCGAACUAACUAAUCACUCAAAUAAAUUAUGCCGUUCAAUAAAUUUCUGCAUGAAAGAUUAUUGUACCGUAUUUCAGGUGGUUUUACUUCAGUAGUAAUAAUAAAACAGUUUUAGUGGUAGUUCGUACAUCUAGUCCAUUAUUACUCAGUGUUUAGCAUAUAAUUGAACUGAAGUAGAUCAAGUAUUAGGAUAAUAGUAAUUAUAAUUCAUCAAAAAUAAUACACUAAUGUCAUUAACGAGGGAAUUGUAACAUUUUACUAUAAGAUGUAAAUAAUAUGUAAGUAAUUUUGCUGAAAGUGGUUUUGAUAUAUGAUUGCUUUCUCAUGUCAUCAAUUUGAAGAUAUUUUGAACUCGUUAUCCAUAGUUUCUUGCAUUAUCUUGUGCAAAGAGAGCGAAAAACGUAUAUGAGUUGAAUAAGAUUAUUCAGUUGAUUUCUUUAGGUUCUUUUCAGCUGCUUACAGUUUAUAAUAUUUGAAAGUCGAAAUUACAAAUGUUACCAAUGUAUCUUAAACUAUUUACAUCAUGAAAUUUUUUAAAACUCUUUCUAUUGACUACAUGAUCAUAAUAAGUUGAAAAAAUUCGGUGAAUUGAGAUGAAUCCAUGUCAUUCUGCUCUAAUCUCUUUUCUCCCCUUCUGUUUCUAGCAUUAAGGAUUUCUUAUUAUUUAACUAGACUCCAAUUCUCAAGAGCUUACAAUUUACUCGUUGAGAUGCAACUCAUUGGUUUACAUGUUCGGUUCACCCUACACCUGCUUUCGUUUAGGGAGCUGCUUGGUAUCACCAGUCCACAUGUAAAGCUUAUCACAAUGAAACUGGAGUACACCUAUUUGAACUUAUAAAUAAAAAUAAAAUAUUUGUAAUAUCCCAAUGAGUAGAAAAUUGGAUUUUCUGACGUUUCGUGACUUAGUGUCAGUCACUUCUUCAGAGAAUAAAUCUGAACUUAGUUUGUUGGACUUGCAUAGGGAUUAAACAUGUUAGCACACACAUAUUGGGGCUGUGUUUAUUGACUAAAUGAAUUUAUGUUGUGCAACUGAGCGCUUUUUUUAAACUACGUUAUUUACUCUAACCAAAACACAUUUGCUAAAUAAACCACUAAGAAACAAGAUAUAUUGUAACAACUAUAUCAUGGUGUAUUUAAUCAAAAUAGUUAACUGAUACACGACCAAUGAACCCAAAUGGUUGCCAAUUUUAUUUCCUGUGAUCACAUUACAAAUGUCAGUUUAAUUUUACUCUUAGUUCUGAAGAUAAUCAGUGGAAUAAAUACACUUGAAUUGAAUUAACCAUUUAAUAAAUACAUAGUUUAAUACCUCGAAUUUUUUAUUCCUUCGGUGAUUUUAUCUGUGGUGUACGUUGUGAAUAUGUUAGUUUUGUAAUAAUUUUACGUAACUUUUCGUUUGGUUUGUUAAAUGUUGGAUUCAUACUACUCAUGAAUAUUCAGUUUCAAUGCUAAUACUUCGGUGUUUCUUCAGAUGUAUAUGUUUUUCAUAUAACUUAUAAGGUUAUUUGAAAAUAGAAUAUAAUCCAUGAUAGUUGUUUACAAAAUAUCUAGUUCUUGGUUAAGAAUAUUAGAAGUCUUGUCUUUUUAGGGGAAUUAUUGUGGUUGGACUGCAGUCAUUUAUUUGUCUGGUUUUUUUCUUUGUGAACUAUCUGUAAUAUUCUUCUAUGACUACUGUCGGCACGAUUGAACUUUAAAUCAGGACUAACACACUACUUGAGAGCAUUCAUUUCUUCAUUUAAUAUCGGAUAUUUUUCAGUAGACUCUUAAAAUAGGAAUAUAAAGCAGUCAAUUAGUAAUUUAUUUCUUGUAACACUCCUUGAUCAACUGUUAUCCGUUAUCAGUUAGAACUAUUGUUUCUUGGGAUUGAAACAUUUGCUCGUUAAAAUCUCCACUCAUGGUCCGAUUAAUAAACUACUUUCAGCCGAUUUGGAUUCAAUUCAUCAACAUAUUUGCUGAAUAAUCAACUAAGAGCACGAUCUUUAGAUCAUUUAGUAAUAGGAUCCCCAUCCUUAUCGUACAGUGAUAAAAAUAGUAAUAAUGAUUAUAAAUCUAUCCAGUUUAAUCAAGCGUUUGAUCAUGUAAAAAGCGAUGAAUCUGCAUCAUCAUAUCUUACCUCAUUUUCCCUAACUUCAUUAGUGUCUGCUAUAUUACCGUUCACUACUGCUGUUCUCCCUUCAUCAGUAGUAUCAUCAUCUGAUCCAAAAGGUGUUACAAUCAACAAUAAUUUAACAAAAGCAAAUACACGACUCAGUGAAUCAACACAUUUACGACCGAAAUGUCCAUCAUCAUCAACAGCGGUGACUGGUCUACAAGGUUUACUUGAUGUAAAUAAGGAAGAUACUGAUUCGUCAAAAUCAUUAUUACAUAGAACGUCAACAUCAAAAUCAAUUGAUCGUAGUGCAUUAUCUCCUAAUAGCAAUGUACCAAAUUCAAUUGCUCUUCCAAAUCCUCAACCUCCAACAUUAAUUUCUCCAAGCGUUAAUCGUACUGCUAUUUCACAUUCACGUCCUGUACGUACUAGUAACUUGACAGAAAUCACUGAAGAGUCUGGUUCACCACCGAAAUCAGAAAAUGGUCAGAAAUCAUUGAUAUCUUCGAAAAAUCAACAACAACCACAAUCUGAAGUAGUAGUUGUUUCAGAAAGAUCGAAAAAUUCAGAAUAAUAGAUUCAUUUAAAUAAUGGAGUUGUUCAUUAGUUGAAUUAUUGUCACAUAUAUAUCAAACAUUUAGAACGAAUUAUUUAAUAUUAUAUCAUUUGUGUAUCAGUUCCAU
Molecule: messenger RNA, 7206 nt
Organism: Schistosoma margrebowiei
Lineage: Eukaryota; Metazoa; Platyhelminthes; Trematoda; Strigeidida; Schistosomatidae
Source: the annotation of a GenBank genome assembly